UCGUGCACCACGGAACACGCGAGGGACAGCCAAGCCGGCUGCCGGGAACGAGUUGGACACACGCGCCCGACCAGACCACGAACAGCACGUUUUCCACCUGUGGAUUCGCUUAUUCUCGAUAAAUCCCGUCCCGCUAACGUCCGCAGGGACCUAGGUGCACCGGUUAGGUGUCGUGUCGUCGAACGACAGUGGCGUGAAUCCUGUGUGACAAUCGGUCAACAUCUCUCGGCGCUGUUGUAUUAUGUCACACUCCCACGCGAACGACGGCCGGCGUGAACCCAGCCGACGUCGUCGUCGUUUGACAUUUGCAUUGGCGUGGAGCGGUUAACGCGAAACCCGGUGGUUGUCGUGCACGCAUCGACCACCCAGUGUUAUGCUCCGUCGCGAUCCUCCGAGCCGGUAACGAGCCGUGGCCGGGGGUCUCGGUAAUAGCGUGUGUCCGCGGCUCCGUCCGGUCUAGUGACUUAACUGGUGACCCGAGGUGACACCUAGUGUAACCGUGUUCGAUCCGUUACCGAUUACGAACUCGUUGAUCAUCCGCUUUUCAUCCCCACAAGGAAUGGGACCUCCCGAGGACUCCCGUGGUACGGAUGGAUGUUUGAAAAGUAUGCCAGGGUCACGCCGCUGAACGAGGUGGAUCGUCGAGGUUCAAGUGCAAUGUUUCGAGUUUCGGACCGUAAUAAAACGAACGAUAAACACGCGAGUGCGUUCUGUCGAUUACACUCCGGUUCUGAGAUUAGAGAAUAGUGAAUAACAGUGACGGGAAAUAAAUAGAAAAACGUGAAGAGGACCAGGAAGAGGAAGUGUCACAACGCGUGUGAAAUGGAUGGUACGCCAAAGAAAAUCGAAGCAGUGUUAAUAUAUGGAUGCCCAUGGGUGGAAUUUGGCCGAAAUGUGCCAGCGUUACCAUCACGCUGUACCGGCAGCCCAAAAUUCUUCGCCAGCUAGGGAUCCUUCGGCGGCCAUCGUGCAAGGCUUGUCAACGGCUUCGCACAUUGACCAGGCUAGCCCUUCUUAUUCUCAUUACACGAUGCUGGAUAAUUAUGACAGGGGUGAGGUGACACCACCACCAGUGAGCAGUUAUGGCGGUUCUCCUGGACUCUUGGCACUUCAUUCCUCGCUUUAUGCGACACCCACGUCGAGGACCUACGACAUCGAGUCGAACAUCGACGGCAAUGACAGUUCGAUGCCCAUCGAUACCCAAAUCAUUUCGAUACCAGGAAUGUUGAGCGGUCCGGCGCAACAACGGCUGGAGGAUAUGUCUUGGUUGGCUUCCGGCCCGUCUCUGGAAUAUCAACAAGGCAUCUCGCCGAUUCCUGCUGGAGUGAAGAUGUGCCAUCCCGGCAGCACGGCCCAGAGGAGCCUGAAGGAGCAACGGAUACGUCGCCCGAUGAACGCCUUCAUGGUCUGGGCAAAGGUCGAGCGCAAGAAAUUGGCCGACGAGAAUCCUGAUCUCCACAAUGCUGAUCUCAGCAAGAUGCUCGGAAAGAAAUGGCGAGGGUUGACCCCACAGGACAGAAGGCCAUACGUAGAGGAGGCGGAAAGGCUGAGGGUUAUUCACAUGCAGGAACAUCCGAAUUACAAGUACAGGCCACGUCGUAGGAAACACGCGAAAAGGGCCCCAGGUGCACCCUCCUCACCCCCGUCCGCUACGAAUACCACCGGCAAUAGGUCCAACCCUUCUGGUACCACAAUUCAUCAUUCCAUGUCCAAGAUGGACAGUUAUCAAGGCAUUCCUCAGAUCCCAUGGGGUGGCCAUUCCCCGAUCUCAUCCCUGUAUCACCAGCAACAGCAGCAGCAAGGUAUCCAGGAGUACAAAUCGGAGAGCAAUUCCUUGUACGGUAGCCCUUAUACGCCUAUUAUUCACACACCGGACAUAUCUCCAGUUGCCAGUCCCGAGCCAGAUGGUGACGGAACGCAUUUGCCAUCUACGCAAAAUCCAGAUCCAGAAAGAGAUCUAAUGGAGGGUUCGUCUAAGCAGCACAACGAAAUGAAUGAACAAACGAAGCGGUACACUUUUAUGAGUACCGAUAAUCAACUGCACACGGGUCAUGCUGGUGGAACUAGCAUAUCAUCGUGUCAGAAUUCUGGUGCUUACACUGACACUCUAACUUAUAAGAAAUCAGUAAGUUAUUUAAAUUUCGAAAGACAACCAUCGAGUAUCGCCGCGGUGGGCAUCGCAAACGGCAUGAUGGUGUCAUGCAAUAAACUGCGUUCAGGAUUUGAAAAUGUUGGCUCUGUGACGGGCACUUUUUACCCACCGGUCGCAUCCCCACACGAUCAAUCGUUGCAGCACUAUACAAGUAGCCAAUCGUCGAAGACUGCCAACUAUUCGAUGCAGUCUACCGUCGAGAGCAACUAUAAUCCUGUUCAGUGUGCCAAUCGACAACAAUCCAUGGGGAUCCGUGGAGCCGCUGAAGGUUGUCCCGGUGUAUCACAUCGUUACCAAAUGACUCACCACCAAGAGUACCAAACCGAGGGCACCAGCACGGGUCAGCAGCACUCGAUCCUGGGUCACAUGGACCCCGGAAUGACUGCGGACGACGACCAGCAGCAGACUCUGCAGCUAGAAAAGUACUUCAAGUAUUCGCACUCGAGCAACGUGGGUCACAGCAGUCUCUCGUCUCAGAACUUGCUCGACAGCAAUCACAACUAUGCCAGUGAUUUGCGUUACUAUGCCCCUCAGCAGACUCAGCUGGACAUGUCGAAUUCUCAGUGUAUCGUCGACGAUCAAAAUAAAGACACUCGGUGUUCGAACGUGGCUAUGAGUCACGCGAUGGAUCAGUACCAUCAGGGUAUGGAUGUGACGAAGUAUCAAGAGCACCCGUCGCAGCAACAACAACAGCAGCAACAACAACCACAGCAGGGACAGCAGUCUCAGAACAUGGAACACGUGCCGAAAGCGGACGACGACUUCAGUGUAAUACUUGCCGAUGUGCGUAAAACGUGUUACAGUAGCUAGUGCCACUUUGGACACUCAUAUGUGGCUACUUGUGAGCUGCAGUACCAAGAACGGUAGUGUAUUUGAAGAAUCCGGUGCUUAUACACGGUAUGGAAAGAGUGAUAGGGACAUAAUGGUAGUCCGAAGUUCUCCGCAUCAUGCAUGGGCAUUUGCAAGAGGAACUAAUGAAGACGUUUUUUAAUUUUGUUGUGGAACCUUGUUAACAAGUUCGUUGUUUAAAUGUGGGUGCAGAUCUCGAUAAGUCAUCGGAUUUUCAAGCUUGCGAAAUCAGCUCUGGGUCUUCUAAUUUCGUGUGCCUUUAUUUUAAUUUUAUGAACUAAUUUUUCGACGGCUUUUGGGAAAUGUUUAAUACACCGUUGGCACUGAAGUUGAACGUUGAAAGAUGGAGGCUAAGUUAUUU
Megachile rotundata (alfalfa leafcutting bee) is the source of this 3362-nucleotide messenger RNA. Its product is annotated as Sox box protein 15. Gene Ontology annotation, biological process: cell differentiation; positive regulation of transcription by RNA polymerase II. NCBI's taxonomy places the organism in Eukaryota, Metazoa, Arthropoda, Insecta, Hymenoptera, Megachilidae. The record is from RefSeq and is a predicted model, not a curated record. Gene Ontology annotation, cellular component: nucleus. Gene Ontology annotation, molecular function: DNA-binding transcription activator activity, RNA polymerase II-specific; RNA polymerase II cis-regulatory region sequence-specific DNA binding.